AUGGAGACGAACCUGGAGAAGAAUGCGCCGAUGCGGGGUUCCCGUUUCUCCUGGCUGCGGACGAAGCGGGCGAUAAUAGGACUAUCGCUUGUGACUUGUGCGGUUAUCGUGGUGAUUGUCCUCGCCGCUACGCACGUUAUCCAUGGAGGCGGAUCUUCUCAGGACUCUGGUUCGAAGCAGCAGAUAGGUGCAAAAAUAACAUCUAGUGCUGGCCAGGCCGUCUCGACAAGCUCAUCUGCUUCUGCAGUGUCGACACAGUCCUCUUCGUUGACGUCUUCUUCGACACCGACAUCUUCGGCGAAGACAAAGCCAACGACUACAAGUUCCACGAGUUCGACGGCUUCCACGUCUUCCGCGGCGUCCACGGACGUACCGCUGAGAAUCAUGGCUCUCGGUGCAUCCAUCGUCAAGGGCGAGACUUCGCCUGGCUACUUGGGCUUCCGCAAGCCAAUGCGCGACGAGUUGGUAAACCUGGGGUUCGUGGUCAACAUGGUAGGCUCGAUACGACUGGGUGACUUCACCGACAACGACGUGGAGGCAUAUGGAGGGAAGAAGAUCACACAGAUGCAGGACUACGCCACGCAAGUGGUGCCGGAGGCCCAGCCCAACCUAUUCCUGAUCAACCUGGGCACCAACAACAUCCUGCAGAACAAGGACGUCGACAAAGCGGGCGCGCAGAUGGAGGACCUGACCAACUACCUGCUGGCGGCGUCCAACCAGUCGACCGUCAUACUGAGUACCCUGCUUAUCAACAACGUCCCGAAGAAGGAGCCUAUGAUCUUGGACAUCAACGCGCAGUAUCGCACCAUCAUGGAGGGAUUCGAAGCCGACGGCAAGCCGGUGGUCCUGGCGGAAAUGCAUCCGGAUGAGGGUGUGUCGGACGUGCCCACGCUCGCCGAUAUUGGCCCUGAUGGCUCGCAUCCGACGGUCGCAGGAUAUGAAAUCAUGGGUCACCUGUUUGUGCAAGCGAUCCAGGAAGCCAGCGAGAAGGGUCUCAUACGGAAGGCCGUGGAUAACGGCACACCGGAUGAUGGAGAUGCUGAGAGAGCUUGA
This is a messenger RNA of Anthostomella pinea, 1053 nucleotides long. The record is from the annotation of a GenBank genome assembly. Lineage: Eukaryota; Fungi; Ascomycota; Sordariomycetes; Xylariales; Xylariaceae.